This is a messenger RNA of Aegilops tauschii subsp. strangulata, 726 nucleotides long. Its product is annotated as putative disease resistance RPP13-like protein 1. NCBI's taxonomy places the organism in Eukaryota, Viridiplantae, Streptophyta, Magnoliopsida, Poales, Poaceae. The record is from RefSeq and is a predicted model, not a curated record.
AUGGCCGGCGAAGCCAUCGUCUCCGGCGUCGUGGGGGACAUGAUCGGCAGGGCGAUGUCCCUCCUCGCCGGGCAGCUCCUGGACCAGCAGCCGGAGCGGAGCGUCGAGGCCAAGCUGCGGAGGCUGAGGCGCCUGCUCGUCAAGGUCGAGAGAGCCGCGGAUGCCGCCGGGGCGAGGCGGAUCCCGAGCCGCGCGCUGCUCUCCUGGCUCGCGGAGAUCGUCGACGGCGCGUACCGGGGGCGCUACCUCCUCGACGCGUUCCCGGUCCCGAGCGGAGCAGGCGAUCAGGACGACGGCCAUGCUGGCAACAACAAGGUCGUGCCGCUGGCGCGCUCUUUCUCCAUGCCUAGCUCGUUCAACCCCGCUAAGCGCCUGCGCGUCGCGGCCAUGAAGCUGCUGCUCGGCGACGGCGACGGCAGCGCCGACGAGCUAGACGGCGUCAGCGGUCUCACGGAGUUCGUCAUGCUGCUGCAGAUGUGCCCGCCGGCGCUGCACCGGCCGCUUGCCACGAGCAUCUACGCGGACAGCCAGAUGUUCGGACGGCACGUCGAGAGACGCCGCGUUUUGGAGUUCUUGCUGCACGAUGACGAGGGCGAGCCGACGCUGGCAGAGCUAGGCGUCCUCCCUAUAAUCGGCUCCGCCGGCCUGGGGAAGACCACGCUCGAGCAGCACGUCUGCAAGGAGCCCGCGGUGCGCCGCCGCUUCUCGCUGAUCAUGAAUUCAUGA